GAGCAGUUUAGAAAGAAGAAAAAAAAACCCUAGAAACCGGAAAAUAUGGAGAGGAAGAAAUCACUUGCUUUCAUUGUUAACUUGCUUAUCAUAUUUAGCUCAGUUGUGAAUCAGGCUAGAGGAAAUACAUGUACCGAUGGAUUAGGCAGUUGUGAAAACUGCGACGCGAGAUGCAAGGCCAAGCACGGAUUAUCGAGCGUAAGCAGCUGUGAUCACAGUAUUGGAUUGCCAAUUCCGCUAUGCACAUGCUCUUACCAAUGUGGUGGAUCCCCGCCUUCACCACCUUCCCCAAAAAUUUGUAACGGUGGGGGUGGUAUAUGUAGUCAAAGAUGUCCGAAAACAUGUUGUGAGAUAAAUUGCGCACAAAAAUAUAAUGGUGGACAUGGAUUUUGUAACACUCUUGGUACAUUUAGUUUGUGCCAAUGUGUAUACCCUUGUUAAAGCCGGUUCAAAAAAUUGUUAAAAACUUAUUUCUUUUUU
Capsella rubella is the source of this 480-nucleotide messenger RNA. RefSeq names its product defensin-like protein 182. The transcript has 2 exons. NCBI's taxonomy places the organism in Eukaryota, Viridiplantae, Streptophyta, Magnoliopsida, Brassicales, Brassicaceae. The coding region runs from base 46 to 441 and encodes 131 amino acids. The record is from RefSeq and is a predicted model, not a curated record.